This is a messenger RNA of Dendroctonus ponderosae (mountain pine beetle), 992 nucleotides long. It is a transcript of the gene nero, whose product is annotated as deoxyhypusine hydroxylase. The transcript has 2 exons. The record is from RefSeq and is a predicted model, not a curated record. Bases 58 to 960 code for a protein of 300 amino acids. Gene Ontology annotation, biological process: peptidyl-hypusine biosynthetic process. Lineage: Eukaryota; Metazoa; Arthropoda; Insecta; Coleoptera; Curculionidae. Gene Ontology annotation, molecular function: deoxyhypusine monooxygenase activity.
CUCAAUUGUAAACAUAACCCUAGUGUGUUCCAGUCAUAUUUUCAAAAUAAAUUGAUUAUGUUGAAUAUCACUGACGACCAAAUUAGGUCUAUUGGGGACGUUUUGAACAACCCCAGCAGGCCUUUAAAAGAGAGAUUUCGGGCCUUAUUUACCUUAAGAAACAUCGGUGGCCCCUUAGCGAUUGCGAGCAUUGAGAAGUGCUUCGCAGACGAGUCCGCCCUCUUAAAACAUGAGCUGGCUUAUUGUUUGGGGCAAAUGCAGGAUACGGCAGCUAAUCCUAUAUUGGUGAAAGUGCUAAAAGAUGAGGCUGAACAUCCCAUGGUGCGACACGAGGCAGCUGAAGCUCUAGGAGCCAUCGGCAGUUCCGACAUGGUAAACAUUCUGGAGCGUUUUAAGAACGAUUCUUCUGUAGAAGUGGCCGAAACAUGUCAGCUAGCAUUAGAAAGAAUUAAUUGGUUGCAAAGCCCCGAUAAUUCAAAGUGUUCGGAAAAUCCAUACCAUUCCGUAGACCCUGCUCCUCCUGCACAAUUGAAGACUGUUGAAGAACUAAAGGGCAUUUUAAUCAAUGAUAAGGAAUCAUUGUUUAAUAGAUACAGAGCAAUGUUUUCGCUGAGGAACCUGAGAAGUAAAGAAGCAGUUGAAGCUCUGGGUGAAGGCUUGAAGCAUGGCAGCGCCUUGUUCAAGCAUGAAGUAGCCUUUGUGUUGGGGCAGCUUCAAGAUGAAAGUAGUGUUAAAUAUCUGCAGAGCUCCUUGGAAAACUGCGAUGAAAAUGAAAUGGUUAGACAUGAAUGUGCGGAGGCGCUAGGCGCAAUUGCGACAGAAGAAUGCAUGGAUAUUUUAAACAAAUACCUAAGAGAUGAUAAAAGGGUUGUUAAAGAAAGUUGCGAAAUUGCCUUGGAUAUGUGUGAAUAUGAAAAUAGUCCUGAGUUUCAAUACGCGAAUACGCUCACUGUGAAGUAAUUGUUUAGGUGAAAUAUAAGUAUCAUUUUAUU